UGCUCGUGUGUUAAUUGUCUCAAUUAUUCCGUAUUGAUACACAGUCCUAUGCUAAAAUAGGUCAUAACAACCCUAUCGUUCCCAAUUUCGGACCCGCAAUUCAAGAACAUUUUGCGGUCCCUAAAACUUCAUCAUAUGAACUUUACCCCUGUGGAAUGGUCGUAAGAACCGAGUUUGAAAAAAUCAUCGGCGAUUUGCAAAACAAAAAUUACGCCCAGGUCAUAGACCGCAUAACACAGGCACGCAAGAAAGGUGCAUCUGAUCCGCGAAUAGAAAUAAUUUAUGCCUAUUCGCUGAUACAAAUGAAAAGAUUCCUUGAAGCAUCUAAGGUUAAACUUCCAAAGAUUUUUGAUUCUAAUUACACAUACAUAGUCAAAUGCGUUUUUAUCGGGUUGAAUCAAACUAAGAUGCUCAAGAAGUUAAAGUUCAGCGAUCCGAUGGAGUUAUACGAAGUGGCAUUGCUUAACUAUGAAUACGAGAGUUGUGUGAUGCUUAGCAAAGAGAUAAAACGCAAUGGAAAUCACUUCACGGUGUUUUCUAUCGUUGCACAGAUAAUAUACGAAAAAAAGACGCAUCAUACGAAAUUGCUCAAGAAAAUAAUACAAUCCAGCUCUUACAGCACAAACUGUAUGUAUUUUCUCAAGAAACAUAAGAUAUUGGAAGACGAGGUGUAUGCAUUUGUUAAAGAGACAGACAAGAGAGAUCUUUGUUACUUUUUGACUAUGAAGGAAUUUUUUAUGGAUGGCCGGUGCAUAUAUUUUGCUAUGGGUAAAGACCGAGCGAGCGAUAAAGAAACCGUUAAUUUUCUGCUCGACAACUUGGAUGACUGGGAUAUUUAUGAGUACGCUAUUAGAAAGAAUAUCGAACUUCCUGAGAGACCGACCUUAAAUUACCUCUAUUACAAGUUUUACUACGAAAAGUCGGAGUGCGCACAGAAAAAAUUGAUUCAGAACAUCUCAAGUGUAAGUGAGCUGGAAAAAAUAAAUGAAAUUCAUCCGAUAGCAACACUAAAGGAUUAUUUUGAACACAAUAUUGAACAGAGACUCGCCAUCUUUCAUGAAGAUCCAAGUCUUGUCAAUUUAAAAUUGUUGCUUUCUCUCCUGAUAGGCUCCAGAGAAGAAAAUCUUGUCAUAUUGGCAUUCUAUCUUACCUACAAAUACAAGAACAAUGAUGAGUACGGAUAUGAAAUACAGCUAAUACAUCUAUUUAUUUGCCGUUACUUGCUAUAUCUACCAGGCAUAUCCAUGGAAAUGCACAGCUUGCGAAUACAAGAGAUACAGAAGAUCAACUUAUCGUUUCUAUACCACGAUGCAUCCGUGUUUUAUCGUAAAAGAUUUGACGAUAUUGAAGAAAUGGUGAUGAAUAAUCUAAAAAUCAUCAAUGAGUCAAUGAUUACGUUCGUUAACACAGGUAAAUUCGAUAUUGCAAUUUCUCUGCUAAAUUUAAAGAAAAGAUUUGAAGAUAACAUGAUUGUUAAGGAAAUAAAAGCGAAUAAGAUAUUGUUCAAUGAGGUUAGAAACAUGUUUUCGGAUCUUCUUGGUUCUAACUGCGUAUAUUUUUUUAACAAGUAUGCGAAACAAAGAAUGCGACCUGGAAUACUUAAGAACCUAUAUAAUCUGAAAAACACAGGCGAUGACUACAAAAAAUUACUGAUUAAUGACUACUACAACUUAAGGGAUGAGUCUGAGUUCAGCGAUGCCUUAGCAAAAAUUGUGGAGUACCAGGAAGGAGCUGAGGAUAUAUAAAUGCGCAAUAAAGAACUUUUUGGAUGUUUUAACUAUUUAUAUACUUUAGUGGCUC
Molecule: messenger RNA, 1800 nt
Organism: Vavraia culicis subsp. floridensis
Lineage: Eukaryota; Fungi; Microsporidia; Pleistophoridae
Exons: 1
Coding region: 156-1745 (529 amino acids)
Source: RefSeq, a predicted model, not a curated record